ACUACGUACUGUAAUUGCGCCAGGGCGGGGAGUCAGGGAAAUAAGGUUUUAGAUUUGGGCCGCGUGCGAGCCUCGGACUGACGUUGAGGAAGGGAGCCUGACAAUCACGAAAUUCAAGAAACCUGUUCACGAACCGACACUAUCAAUCCGGUCUACCAGCGUAGCUCGAUACUCUGCGCAAGUUGAAGGCAGACAGUCGAGUGUGUAUAUAGAAGGCAGUGCGCACAGCGGCUAUUGAGAAUCAAACGACGCACUGAACGUACAUCUCAACCAUCGUCAUCACCAAUCCUGAUUCCAUCUCAUCCGACCGAUUUUUGAUCUACACGGAUCCAGAGAAUUAUGCCUGACGUAUUUAGAUCCGAGGUUAGAUUUCCAAUCUACGCGGUCUCGUUCGCGACCGAUUCGAAGCUCGUGGUCGCCGGCGGAGGAGGUGAAGGCAAGAACGGCGUUGCUAAUAAGAUUGCGGUUUUGGAUGUCGACUCGAAUGAAGGCACGAUCACGGUUGCGGAGGAAAAGAUUCUGUCGAAACAGGAGGAUGCGCCGAUGAGCUUAGCGAUUUCUGAAGCAGGAGUGAUUGCGGCAGGAAUCAAUUCCGGAAGCGAGGAGCAGAAGAAGGGAGUGAAUACCCAUCUACGUAUAUUCCAGCUCGAGAAUAACAAGGUUGAGCUGCAGAAUAAGAAGCAGCUGUUUGCCACCGGGGAGCAGGACAAUUAUCAGAAAGCAGCACGAUUCUCGAGCUCAGCACAGUAUCUGGCAGUCACCUCGUCAAACGGCUCGCUCUACAGCCUUACAUACCCCUCUCUACAGAACCAAUUUCCGCCCAUCACAGAAACAGCCUCGGACGACGACAGCGGUCGUGACCACGAAGUUCAGGAUGUGGACUACUCUCCGUCGGAAAAGUACCUCGCUUACACGACGCUAAAACGUGUUGUCUUGCUAUCGGCCUCGACGGGCGAGAAGAUUGCAGAAUACUUCCCUCCACCGGCUGCUUCAUUUCGAGGCGUGAGGUUUGCGAGCCACGACACGAUGAUUUUGGUUGCAAACGCCGCUCGUCGGGAAGGCGCUAGUAUCGUCAAAUUAGUGCUACCAGAUGACCUCGAGCUGGCAAAGCAGCAGGCUACUGCCCCGGUACGAACGGUUCGAAGUCUGCAUAGCGGGAUUAAAGCCGUGACCGCACUUGACUGCCGCGAGUCUCUUGCGUGUGUCGCGGGAGCAGAUCUGUCGGUAUCGAUAGUGCGCACGGAUUCGCUGCGAGAGAUCAAGAUCGUGCAGCUCGCGCACUCGUUCCCCGUCACGGCGAUCAGCAUCAACCCGUCGUGCACUGCCGCCGCUAGCGGGUCGGUCGCGCAGAGUCUGGUGGUGAUCAAUCUCGAGAAGAUGGUCGAGCGGUCGGAUAAGCGGCAGACGAUCAUGACGGUGGUGACGAGUUUGGUGGUGGUCACCGUUGUCGCGGUGCUGGUGCAGCUCGUGCUGCAGCACCAGGUCCUGCUGUCAGGAGGAAAGAAUGAGUCGGCCGGAGACGAGAGAUUGUGAAUAUUAGUCUGUGUGUGGUUUUGGACCAUGCUGUGUAAUAUAUUCUGAAGUGAAUAAAAGUUUUUCAGUGGUCUUGAGCGAUGGACGCGAAGUGUGUA
This is a messenger RNA of Myxozyma melibiosi, 1631 nucleotides long. RefSeq lists its product as uncharacterized. Gene Ontology annotation, biological process: protein secretion. Gene Ontology annotation, molecular function: GTPase activator activity; protein binding; guanyl-nucleotide exchange factor activity. Gene Ontology annotation, cellular component: endoplasmic reticulum membrane. Bases 340 to 1533 code for a protein of 397 amino acids. The record is from RefSeq and is a predicted model, not a curated record. Lineage: Eukaryota; Fungi; Ascomycota; Lipomycetes; Lipomycetales; Lipomycetaceae. The transcript has 4 exons.